Messenger RNA from Phyllostomus hastatus (greater spear-nosed bat), 912 nucleotides. Its product is annotated as olfactory receptor 4X1-like. The record is from RefSeq and is a predicted model, not a curated record. Gene Ontology annotation, cellular component: membrane. Gene Ontology annotation, molecular function: olfactory receptor activity; G protein-coupled receptor activity. The transcript has a single exon. NCBI's taxonomy places the organism in Eukaryota, Metazoa, Chordata, Mammalia, Chiroptera, Phyllostomidae. Gene Ontology annotation, biological process: G protein-coupled receptor signaling pathway. Bases 1 to 912 code for a protein of 303 amino acids.
AUGGUCACUUCGAGCAAUGUGACUGAAAUCACUUUCUUGGGAUUUUCCCAGAACCCGGGCACGCAGAAGGUCAUUUCUGUGAUUUUUCUCCUCAUGUACUUGGCCAUCGUGCUGGGCAAUGGCUUCAUUGUGGUGACCAUCAUGGCCAGCAGAGGGCUCACCUCCCCGAUGUAUUUCUUCCUCGGCUACUUGUCCUUUGUGGAAAUCUGUUACUGUUCCGUCACAGCCCCCAAGCUCAUCCUUGACUCUUUUAUGGAAAGGACAGUCAUUUCCCUCAAGGGAUGCAUCACCCAGAUAUUUUUCCUCCAUUUCUUUGGUGGCACCGAGAUCUUCCUCCUGACAGUGAUGGCCUAUGAUCGCUACGUGGCCAUCUGCAAGCCCCUGCACUACACGAGCAUCAUGAACCGGCGUGUGUGCGGCCUCCUGGUGGGAGCAGCGUGGGGCGGGGGGCUGCUGCAUUCUGUUGGGCAGACCUUCCUCAUUUUCCAGCUGCCCUUCUGUGGCCCCAAGGUCCUUGACCACUACUUCUGUGAUGUGCACCCCAUGCUGAAGCUGGCCUGCUCCGACACCUUCCUCAUUGGAGUGCUGAUCAUCACCAAUGGCGGCUCCAUUUCAGUGAUCAGCUUCAUGGUCCUGCUUGCUUCCUACGUGGUCAUCCUGUGCUCCCUGAGGAGCCAGACCUCAGAAGGCCGGCGCAAGGCCCUGUCCACCUGCGCCUCUCACGUGGCAGUUUUAAGCCUGUUCUUCAUUCCCUGUUCCUUUGUCUACAUGAGGCCCUGUGUCACCCUCCCUGUAGACAAGAUAGUCACCGUAUUUUACACAGUGGUCACACCUCUCUUAAACCCCAUCAUCUAUUCCUUCAGGAAUGCAGAAGUGAAGAAUGCCAUGAGGAGACUGAUGGACAGAAAGUGA